UCACGAGGAAUCUAAUGAUGUUUUAUUCCCCUCCAAUACUACCCCCUUAAUCCAACGCCUUAUAUCUCUUUAUCGCUCCAAAUCUAAAUCUGCACCGUCCAUUCAGAUCCAUACACGAAAUAUCAUCAUCUUCAUCUCUCUCAGAUCUAACACACAAUACAGACGCAGUCUUACUGGCUUUCUCUCUCUACACUUGCACAUUUUAGUGAGGAGCAUUUUUUUUUAAUACCCAUUUUGCCCCUUAGGCUAGAGAUGGUGGAGGCACAGACAUGGACGACAAGGAGAAUGAGCAACCCGAGGCUGGAUGCCAAUUCCCCCACCGUAGCUACUACUGCAGACCAAGUACUUGAUAUUCCGGCAACCCCACCUGGUGAUGUGAGGAACAAUGCUUACUCUGCCGCUGGAUCAUAUUUUUCUCCCACCAUUUUAACGGCCAUGAUCAUUGCGUCAUGGUACUUCUCCAACAUUGGUGUUCUGCUCUUGAAUAAGUACCUCCUCAGCUUCUAUGGCUACCGGUACCCAAUAUUCUUAACAAUGUUGCACAUGAUUUCUUGCGCUUGUUAUAGCUAUGUAGCAAUAAAGUUUCUUGAAAUAGUGCCGUUGCAGCAUAUUUUAUCGAGGAGACAGUUCUUAAAGAUCUUUGCUUUAAGUGCAAUUUUCUGCUUUUCUGUUGUUUGUGGUAAUACUUCUUUGAGGUACUUGCCAGUGUCGUUUAAUCAAGCUAUAGGAGCAACUACGCCGUUUUUUACUGCCAUUUUUGCUUUCUUGAUUACUUGCAAAAAGGAAUCUGCCGAAGUUUACUGUGCCCUUUUGCCUGUAGUUUUUGGGAUUGUUUUGGCCAGUAACAGUGAGCCUUUAUUUCAUUUAUUUGGGUUCUUGGUCUGUGUUGGUUCUACUGCUGGGCGUGCUUUGAAAUCUGUAGUUCAAGGGAUUUUAUUAACAUCAGAAGCUGAAAAGCUCCACUCUAUGAAUUUGCUGCUCUAUAUGGCCCCAAUGGCUGCUCUGAUUUUAUUACCAUUUACCCUUUACAUAGAAGGGAAUGUUGCAGCAGUUACGAUCGAGAAAGCAAGAGGGGAUCCAUUUGUUGUGUUCUUGUUGCUUGGGAAUGCAACGGUGGCUUAUUUGGUAAAUUUGACAAACUUUUUGGUGACUAAGCACACAAGUGCCUUGACUCUGCAAGUGCUAGGCAAUGCCAAGGCUGCUGUGGCCGCAGUUGUUUCAGUCUUGAUCUUUCGGAAUCCGGUGACCGUGAUGGGAAUGACAGGAUUCGCUGUUACAAUCAUGGGUGUGGUGCUUUACAGCGAGGCAAAGAAGAGAUCCAAGGUUACAACCCAUUAAAAGAUAAUAUUAAAAGAUUCAUUUUGAUUGCCACAAACACUGGUGCGGCUCUUUCUUCUCCUUUUGCUUUAAUACUUUUCGCUUUAGCGUUCAAUUUCAACUUUUGAUUUUUAUAAUUGGAAGGAAGAAGAGAAUUCGGAUAAAUUGGAUUGUACAGGGCAUAAGUGGAACAUAAGGGAAAGGAUUAUGCUAUUUUUCCUCUUUUUAAUUUUUUUUGGCUUUGAAUUUGUCACUGUUGGGGAUAGUUGUAGAGAAUAAAAUUCUCUCUAACUUUUACCUGUGUAACCUUAUAUAAUUGAAUUCUCUUGCAAAUGGACAAAAAACAAGGAAAUUGAUUUCUAAGUGUUUUUAUUGGAGAGGGAACAAAGUUCCCUCUUUUAUUUGUCAAAAAUAUUACCUAUUGUUGCA
This is a messenger RNA of Jatropha curcas, 1746 nucleotides long. RefSeq names its product Nucleotide-sugar transporter family protein. The record is from RefSeq and is a predicted model, not a curated record. Lineage: Eukaryota; Viridiplantae; Streptophyta; Magnoliopsida; Malpighiales; Euphorbiaceae.